Medicago truncatula (barrel medic) is the source of this 1295-nucleotide messenger RNA. NCBI's taxonomy places the organism in Eukaryota, Viridiplantae, Streptophyta, Magnoliopsida, Fabales, Fabaceae. The record is from RefSeq and is a predicted model, not a curated record.
UCUCUUGGCAUCGCAGCCAUAGAGAUUAGAGAAGAUCAAAAUUGUUUAGUCUUCUUGUUGUAGUAGUAUAUAUAAACAGACGCGUGUAAGCAAAAAGAGAGAGAGAACUGAGAAGAGAAAAUGAGCAGCAGCAACUUGGGAAAUGUUGUGUGUGUGACUGGCGCUUCAGGUUACAUCGCUUCAUGGCUCGUCCGAUUGCUUCUUCAUCGUGGCUACACUGUUAAAGCCACCGUUCGCGAUCCAAAUGAUCCCAAGAAGGUUGACCACUUGGUUAAGCUUGAUGGUGCUAAGGAGAGAUUGCAACUGUUCAAGGCAAAUCUACUUGAAGAAGGUGCCUUUGAUUCUGUUGUUCAAGGCUGUCAUGGUGUCUUUCACACUGCAUCUCCCUUUUAUCAUGAUGUCAAGGAUCCUCAGGCUGAAUUGAUUGAUCCUGCUCUCAAAGGGACUCUCAAUGUUCUCAACUCAUGUGCUAAAUCCCCAUCACUCAAACGUGUUGUUUUAACUUCUUCUAUUGCUGCUGUUGCUUAUAAUGGGAAGCCUCGAACUCCUGAUGUUGUUGUUGAUGAGACUUGGUUUACAGAUGCUGAUUUCUGUGCUAAAUCAAAUCUGUGGUAUGUGGUUUCAAAGACAUUGGCUGAAGAAGCUGCCUGGAAAUUUGUUAAAGAAAACAACAUCGAUAUGGUUACUAUUAACCCAGCAAUGGUCAUAGGGCCUCUCUUGCAACCAGUCCUAAACACAAGUGCUGCUGCAAUUCUAAACCUGAUUAAUGGUGCACAGACAUUUCCAAAUGCUAGUUUUGGAUGGGUCAAUGUGAAAGAUGUUGCAAAUGCCCAUAUUCUGGCGUACGAGAAUGCUUCAGCGAGUGGAAGACAUUGUUUAGUUGAGAGAGUAGCACACUACUCCGAAGUUGUGAGGAUUUUACGUGAACUGUACCCUUCGUUGCAACUCCCAGAGAAGUGUGCGGACGAUAAGCCAUAUGUGCCUAUAUAUCAGGUUUCCAAAGAAAAGGCGAAAAGCUUGGGACUUGAAUAUACUCCUUUGGAAGUGAGCAUCAAGGAGACUGUUGAAAGUUUGAAAGAAAAGAAGUUCGCCAACCUUUAAUUUGUGGUAUCUCCUUGUUUAGUUGAUGACAUGGCUUUUGAUGCCUAUGCUUGUGAAAAAACUCAGUAUGUGAAAUAAGGUUUAAAUUAGAUCUAGAUUGGUACUAAGCACUGAAAUAAGUCAUUCUUCAUGGUUUGGUUUGUACUCGUGAUGGAACAGUGAAUGAGUUAAGGUAAUCUGUGUUUUGGUUAUUA